This is a messenger RNA of Cuscuta campestris, 1012 nucleotides long. The record is from the annotation of a GenBank genome assembly. Lineage: Eukaryota; Viridiplantae; Streptophyta; Magnoliopsida; Solanales; Convolvulaceae.
AGCGAGUUAACGAGUUACUCCUCCUAAGAGAAUCUGAGAUAGAUUUUUUCUACAAGCUUCCUUCUCGACUCCAUCGUCUUCAACGGUUCUCCUUUCUUCCCAAUCCAAUCUAAGGAUGCUAUAAUUCAACAUUGGAUCAACAGUAUUACUCUAAUUUUGACGCUUCUCAACUAAAGAGAAUGACGAUGAGCGUAGAAGUGUGAGUUGGAAUAUUUACUCCUUUUUUUGUGAUUUUAAAAUGUUGAGAUGAAUACAUUCAAAAGUGGUUCCUUACUAACAGGCUUGCGGGGCUUGCUUUCAUGUUUUCGACGAGCAUUCUGCUACAAAUCCUGGCUUGUGUAUUAUACAACAAUUGGUGGCCGAUGUUGUCAGCUCUUAUGUAUGUCAUGGUGCCUAUGCCUUGUAUGUUCUUUGGUGGUGGAUCCACCCAAAUCUUAAUGAGUAGAGAUGGUGAUGGAUGGAUUAAAGCAGCAAAGUUUCUAACAGGGGCUUCUGCGGUGGGAAGCAUUGCCAUCCCUAUCAUACUGAAACAUGCAGAUUUGAUAGGGACAGGGGCGAUGUUUAUCGAGUUCACCUCGUUUUUCAUAUUCGUCUGCACUGUCUUGUGUUUCCAUCACGCCAGUCUUGACGAUGGAUGGUGAAGAAGAAGAUGCCCAUUUCUAGUCUGUCUCCAAACUCUCCAUCUUCCAAUUGAUUCUGCAUCUGCUCUGUAACAUUCACCAACUAAUGGAUCCAUGGAGAUGCCAAAUGGAUAAUCUUCCUUGAUGUGUAUAGAAAUCUUAUUGACCUUGUAUUCUCCUUCUUCUGCUAGUAUAGCACCCGUGCGUUACGCAAUUUAACUUGGAUGCGGUUCUGUAGCCGCUUGCUUAUGGAGCCGCUGCCGCUGCCACUGCCAUAGUGGAGCACUAGACCGUUCGCAAAAUAGAUGUUUCCUCCCUCCAAAUGUGUGGCUAUUAUGCAAUUGGAAGGGAAUAAUAAUCAUCAAUUUUGCGAAUGAAGCACCAUAGGUGCU